Molecule: messenger RNA, 3562 nt
Organism: Macrosteles quadrilineatus (aster leafhopper)
Lineage: Eukaryota; Metazoa; Arthropoda; Insecta; Hemiptera; Cicadellidae
Product: alpha-2-macroglobulin receptor-associated protein
Exons: 7
Coding region: 130-1224 (364 amino acids)
Biological process (GO): regulation of receptor-mediated endocytosis
Cellular component (GO): endoplasmic reticulum; endomembrane system
Molecular function (GO): low-density lipoprotein particle receptor binding; receptor antagonist activity; heparin binding
Source: RefSeq, a predicted model, not a curated record
UUAAAACCUAACCUAUAGGCACAUAUACAUUUCAUUUCAUAUACUGUUAUUUUAUUUUGUUGAAAGGAGAGAGACAGAUAUCCUUUUUCACGCAGCACUUAAGUGGCUGCCGUAUAAAUUAAUCGUACCAUGAAAUUUUUUGUGGCCUGUUUCUUAUCUUCAUAUUAUUUAUUUGUACAAAUAAGUGCUGUGAACAAGUAUUCCAAAGAUGUCAACAUUAACUUUGGGAAAACGAAUUUUGACUUUGAGUAUGAUAUCAAUGUAAGAACUUUGGACAAACCUUUCAGAAUGGCUAAACUCAAUUUACUGUGGACAAAGGCCCAAGUGCGGUUAACUGAACCAAAAUUAAAAUCUUUACUGUCAGAACUCAAAAUCCACGAUAAGGAAGAACUUGCAUUUAAAAAGGUUAAAUCUGAAGGUGGUGACAAAGAAGGGUUAAAAGAAGCGGAUAUGCGAAAAAGACUGAUUGGAAUAAUGAGUACAUAUGGGCUGUUGGAGCAUUUUGAAGAAGUUAAUGACCCAUCUAAGUACAAACCACACAAACCUCUUAGUGGACCUUCUGACACUCAUCUCAACAAGAGUUUGUUCAAAGACAAGAAGCUUAACAAGCUUUGGGAGAAAGCAGAACGCUCGGGAUUCACAGCCGAGGAGUUGCAAGCAUUGAAGGAAGAGUUUAGUCAUCAUCAAGAUAAAAUAGACCAGUAUUAUUCGCUAUUGAACGAAGUAGAAAAGAAAGAUAGUGACGUUCAUGUCAAUUCUAUUGAUGAGAAACUAGACCGUUUUAACAUGAUCGAUGAUAAGGUAGAGCAAGGAAAUGAGGAAAGCAACUACAUUGAAAAAGCAAAUGAACUAAGAGAUAAGCACAGAGACCUCAGAGAUGGCUAUGACCGACUGCAUCGUCUAUCCGUCAAAGGUCCAAAGAGUAAUGAGUUUGUGGAGCCUAAGGUGCAGGGGCUGUGGAAACUUGCCACGGAAACCAACUUUACUGCUGAUGAAUUGGAGUCUCUCAAGGUAGAACUAGCUCACUAUGAGAAAAGGCUUUUAAAACUGAGACACCUGCAAGUAGAGGCUGCGUUGGCCGCUGACUCUCGCAAGAAGAUGGCCGGAGACAAACUGACGCUGAGCGACGUCAAUGAUGAAACCAUCAAGAAACAAGCUCGAAAAGUAGAGAAACUUCAUCUUGAUCUUGAGGCUCGCAUCAUGCAGAAACACAUUGAGCUGUAACUGGUGAUACAGGGAUGUGCCAACUUUGACUCUCUUUAUAACUAAUUUUGCUGAUUUAUUUACCAUUCUAUUGUGGCUUUGUUUCUAGAACUCUAUUCCUCCAGUGUCAUCUAGUUCAAAUCCAGUUAAGAUUGUAAGAGAAAAUUUAGUUCCAAGGCGUUGUAACGGUGUGUAUCUGGUGCAAUGCGUAACGGACUACUUUUUCAUUUCAAUCAGUUGUAAGAAAGUGUUCAUUGCAUUUAUCCUUGAUCAUUUGACACAGAAACAAUUGAGGCUUUUUAGCGAUUUUCCAUACAGGGAAUUAAAAUCAAUGUUAUUUAUAAAGGAAAUGAAUCUAACAAUUUUAAGGGAAUAUUUUAGUGGAAACCAGCCAGGGUAAAUGGAAAUUCACUAUUCUGCAAGUUUGCUGCAGUGAGGGUACUGUAUUGAGUUUUGACAAAUAUUUCUAGCUAAAGAAAGCUGGUUUUAGUCAGUUGAUAACAAAGCAACACAAGGCAUUUCAAUUCAUUGUACACCUUUAGGUUUAAUACACCCAUUUGGGUCCCCAUGUCAAUUUGUAAUGCAGUUGCCAUCGUUGAAAUAUUAAAUUAGUCCAGCUUUUAGAACCGAUAUAGGGAAUUCUCUAAUACUCAGCAUGUUCUUACCUUUUACAGAUUUUAUUCUGAAUAGGAGUUACGGUGUGCUCUGAACUACCAUCAUUAUCACUUCACUCUGCUAACAGCCAAUCCUGAUUGUCAGGACAUGAACCUCCAGAAUAAAACUUCCCCUUAACCCAUGAACCAGACACACCUUUAGUCUAACCUGACCCAUGAUCCAGACAUAACUUUGUAUAACCCAUGAACCAGACACAACUUAGUCUAACCCAUGAACCAGACACAACUUUGUAUAACCUAUGAACCAGACACAACUUUGUAUAACCCAUGAACCAGACACAACUUUGUAUAACCCAUGAAACAGCCACACUUUUCUAUUAUUAGAUUUUUACGAGAGUUAAUUAUUGUGCUGCAACUAAAUGUUAUGAAAUUAUGAAAAUUACAACACCUAACUAUUAGACCAUCACCUGUGCGUAUGGUCUGUUUCUGCAAUGCCUUUUGCUUUACUAUUAACCAUUCUGAGAGCAACUGAGCUUUAGUAACCCCCAUUACUACAUUUUUACAUAACAAUAUUACAUUGCCGAGUUGUGAAACAAAAUUUGCAGUUUUAUUAUAAACCUUGUAUGUGACUAAAUAUAAAGGUUAGUUAAAGUGAUCUUAGAUGAAGUUGAGUGAUUGAGGCAACUAAGUACAACCAUAGAUAAAACAUACUCCCUUAGUAGAUUUCCCAUCCUUGCGGAACAGCUGAAGCCAAUUUUAUUGUUAUGUUAGUUCUGACUGGGAUGCUGUAGAGGUCUAGUUUUGUUUACAAUUUGUUUCUUGUUAUUUCAGUCAUUUAAAAACCGGUUUAAAUAAAUAAAACAAUAUAAAUAACUCGUCCUCUAGUUACAUAACCAAACAGUAAAGCACAAAUCAUGAAGUUAACUCUAAAAUAAUGAAACCAAAUUUUGUCGACACUAGCAAUCAGUGUCGGACAUGAACUUAACACAAGAAACAAGCUUCAAAAUUUACAAUGUGAUGAAAAGUCCACUUGUGUUGGUUAGUCUAUGUGUAUUGUGUAUGUUGUAUCUUGAACCACUAAAAAAUUGCUAAGUGUGUUAUCCUCAUUAUUUAGAUAACAUUUUACCAUUCUUUUGAGAUUAUUCAUACUUUUUAUAGGUGCUUUUUUAAUUAUAUAUUUAAUUUAAGUAUUGUUAUUGGUUAAGUUGACUGUUUGUUAAUGUGUACCAUGUUAAGUUAAUUUGUUGAGGAAUAAUGAAAAUAUGAAUUUUAAUGGGUUUACAAAUAUUUUCUCAAAGAAUCAAUUUUUUUUCAGUUUUCCUGUUAAAAAGUAAAGAAAAUCAAGUAAGCUGUUGUACUGUAAAACAAAUUAGUACUUCAAAUUAUCAAAUUCAAGUGACAUAAGAACAAGAAAUAUAGUGUAAUUAUAUCCAACUUGAACAAAUUUUAUAUUUUUGUUGUGAAAAACUUCACUCGCAUAAUAUUGUUUGUUACAAAUUGAUGGCAAAGGUCCAAAUUUGCUUAGGCAAGCCUUAUAAUUUACCCUAUAUACUGUUGUUGCAUUCUAAAUAGCAUUGCCAUUACUUAAAAAAAGACCUACAUUCGUAACAUAACCUCUUUACUGUAUUAAAAAGUGUUCCGAUUCCAAAACACAAAAUUUUAGAAUUUAUGUAUUAAGAUCUGCAUUUAUCAUUCAUUAAUGUAUUUUAAUAUUUUUAUAACAAUAAAUAAUGUGAUAAACGUCA